GCUGGGCUGUUAAUAAACAAGCACCUUCCCCACGAAAAACAUCAGCAGGACUGUACGGUCGACAUCAUCUGCGCUUUAAAAGCAGAGGGUCAAAGAACGGCGUGAAGACUGGAGCCUUAAAGAAAACAACGGGGGUUCCCGUUUAAAACACCAGUCACCCACCUACCGCCGGGAUCUCUGCAUUGAUUCUGAAACAGGUCCCUGUUUUUGAAUAAGUGCAAAUUGCCAUACAUCUCGACCACCGCUACAGACCUCAAGCGUGUCGCCCCGUAACCAGGACAAAAUGGUGCAAAACAAGACCACAGAAGUAACUGGGUUCCAUCGUUCAUUUAAGGGCCAAAACCCCUUUGAAUCCGAUGAGUUCUCCAAAACAGGAUCCCAUCUCCUUGAUUCGGCCUUCAAUUUCGAUUGCUCUGCCCGACCUGACAUGCCAUCCAGUCGGCCAAUUGAUAUACCAGAUGCCAAGAAGAGAAACAAGAAGAAGAAGAGAUGCCGGGCAACUGAUAGCUUCACUGGACGAUUUGAGGAUGUGUACAGACUUCAGGAAGAGAUUCUAGGAGAGGGUGCAUAUGCCCGAGUCCAGACCUGUAUCAGCCAAAUUACCAACAAGGAAUAUGCUGUCAAGAUAAUUGAGAAGAGACCUGGACACAGUCGCAGCCGAGUGUUCCGGGAGGUGGAGAUGCUCUAUCAGUGCCAGGGACACAGAAACAUUCUGGAGCUGGUGGAGUUCUUUGAGGAAGAGGAGAAGUUCUACCUGGUGUUUGAGAAGCUGAGAGGAGGUUCAGUUCUGGCUCACAUCCACAGGAGACGAAACUUCACCGAGCAGGAGGCCAGCAUUGUGGUGCAGGACAUUGCCAGUGCUCUGGACUUCCUCCAUAAUAAAGGAAUGGCCCAUCGAGACCUGAAACCGGAGAACAUCCUCUGUGAACAUGAACAUCACAUCUCCCCUGUUAAAAUCUGUGACUUUGACCUGGGUAGUGGCAUCAAGCUCAACAGCGACAGCUCUCCCAUCUCCACCCCAGAGCUGCUGACCCCUUGUGGCUCUGCGGAGUACAUGGCUCCUGAGGUGGUGGAGGCCUUCAGUGAGGAGGCCACCAUCUACGACAAGCGCUGUGACCUGUGGAGCCUGGGCGUCAUCCUCUACAUCAUGCUGAGCGGCUACCCGCCCUUCGUGGGCCGCUGCGGCAGCGACUGUGGCUGGGAGAUGGGCGAGCCGUGCCACACAUGCCAGAACACGCUGUUUGAGAGCAUCCAGGAGGGGAAGUACGAGUUCCCCGCGAAGGAGUGGGCCCACAUCUCCCCCAGUGCCAAAGACCUCAUCUCCAGACUGCUGGUGCGGGACGCCAAGCUCCGCCUCAGCGCUGCUCAGGUUCUACAGCACCCUUGGGUGCGCAGGGGUGCUAUCAAUACCCCUACAUCCUCCAUUCUACUGCAGAGGAACAGCAGUGCUCGGGACCUGACCUUCUUUGCUGGGAAGGCCGUGGCCAUGAACCGGCAGCUGGCGGAGCAGGAGGACCUGGAGGAGCAGCAUCAGCACGGGGAGGGGCCCAGUCCUCAGGUGGUGACGGCUGGCUCCGCCUCCAUGCGCCUGUCCCCACCCUCCAAGUCCAAGCUGGCGGUGCGUCGUCAUGGCCACAGCAGCAUCCUGAAGGGUGCGCCCGUCUCUGCCAACGAGCUGCGCCAGCUCCUCGCCCCCCUCGUCAUCAUGGGAGACUGUGCCUGAAACCAACCCCCCUGCCCCUGCUCUUACCCCCACAACUCCCAAAUCCCCCCCCUACCCCAAACAGCCUCAGCACCGCCUGACCCAUAGCCAUGCCUGGCCCACACCUCUGCAGUCCUGGAACCUGAGCUUCAAGUCACACACACCCAUACAUGCAUACACAUUCACACUCACAUGCGCGCGCACACCCAUAUACACACACACACACCAGGCUGCCCUCUGCUUCCUUCUAGCACUUUGACAAGCACAGGAGCCAGGCGUGUCCAGCGUGGCCAGAGGUGCAGGGCCAGGGCGCUCAGUGGGCCGUAACACACUCGCACUGAGUGCACAAGUAGCCUUCAUUAGUCCAGUCUAUGGCAGAGUAUUGGAAGCAAGCUCAUACACCAAAGCUCCCCCCUCAACACACACACACACACACACACACACACACACACACACACACACACACACACACACACAGCUGCUGCUUCCAUAGAAAGAAUCCACUGUGAAUUUGCUUUUUUAUUUUUUAUUUUUAAAUUGUUUUUGUUUUCAUUCCCUGUGGCCAUGCUGGACAGUGAGUUGAUGUGGAAUGUAUUCCUGCUGUACGGCUGCUGUGGGUGUACCCGGCAGCCUCCUCUCAACUACUGCCCUCUGCCCGCCCGCGCGCGGCCCGGUGUCCAGCAGCACCCGCUCAGAAACACACCUGCCCUGCCCUGCCCCUCACUUCCACAGGCCCGGCAGAAGAAAUAAAGCCCAUUAUUUUGCACUAGAGUCUCUAGUUUAAUUGAAACAUACACGUUGGUGUAAGAUUUUUAAUCCCAAAGGAAAAUUGGUUCCAGUGGAAUAAUAAUGGUAAUAAUUGCUAAGUCUCCCUACCCCGAAUAUCUGGAAUUGAAGGCCAGUCCUUAGCACUGUAAAUGAUGUGUCUAUGGGACUCCACUGAACUCAUAUGCUGUCUGAUUAGGCAGGGUAAACUCGAAGACCAUGCUAAUUGGUGUCCUCCCUGUGCCUCUUUGAGGGGAAAAAUGCAAAUUGAAAGUAAUUGAAGGUUACAUUAUUGUUGAGACUAUGCCCUUAAAAAGCCCAACGUUGAACCCCUUAGCAUUAAGACUGAGGAGAACUCAGACGAGAGCAGUCAAAGCUGCCCAGCGUGAGUGACGCCAUACACCAAGUGUUCAAAGGUUAAGAUAAGCACAUUUUUUUUCUGAUGUGACUUAAAUCAAUGAUUUACUUUCACAUUGGGAGAACACAGCUUUGGCAUGGUGACAACAGCCCAGGUAUUAUUGCUUGUUUUGAAACCAUUGCUGCCAGGAUGGGAAUCUACCAUGACCUGAGAGAGAUGGGGCAGAUCUAGGAAAUAAUUUGGAAUAUAGUUUUAAACAUUUAAAACAUGGAACGCAUUCCAACAACAACAACAACAACAACAAAAAACAAACAAAAACAAAAAAACCUAAAAAAAAAAGUCUUCCAAGAAAAAGUAGCUUUACGGACAUGUAUAAGUUCCUUUAAAGGUUUACUUCUUAUGUUGAUGGGACAACUCCAUGUCAGAUUCACAUUGUGCCACACUGAUUUGACAUUCAUGUUAAGCUUUUAUCUACAAGUGGGUGCUGUCAGUCGUUCAGAUGCAACACCAGAUAUUCUUUUUUUUUUAAGCUUUCUCUUUUAGUUCUCUCUUUUUAAAUGUUAAUGGUCUUGAAUAUUGAUGGAGGUUGAAGGUGGUGAGCAGGAGCGAAUGAUCUGAGUCGUGAGGAAGGAUUGUUUUCAGGAGGAGGAGAUGAAUGACGAGCAUUGCCCAGUGAAGGCAAUAUGUGAUGUGUUCCCUCAUUAUUUAGUUUAAAGACAAGUGUUGGCAAUGAUCCCAUCUUUUGAGGGUGGAGGGAAAGUCCCGUUGGUCUUUAAAUGGUCUCGACUGGAGAUGUCCAUCUGUCAGACAUCGUUGCCAUUGCCAAAGUCUGCACUUCUGAGAAGUCCGAGACCCCCGUUCAGAUUCUCCUGUGUCUCUGGGCUCUAGCGUGCUCGUUCACCAUGACGACGGAAUCUCUCCCAAGCAUUUGCAGAUCCUUUUGAAUGAGGGGGAAUUGCCAACGCUGCAGCUUGGUACUCUGCAUAGAAACGCUGAUGACAGGACACUGAUUGUAAACCUUUUUUAAAAAAUCCUUUCUACAGUCUCAUCUUUGUGGGUGUUUAUGUCUUAUAGUAAGACUUACUUGAAAUGUUUAUGCAGCUGUUUCCUCAAAUUUUGCUUGGGAAACUUCCUUGCUUUAAAAAAAAAAAAAGAAUCUGAACAAAGCAUUCAUAAGCUGAAGAAGGCUAUCUCUGGUUUUGACAGUAACUUCUACCACUUCAGUUCAGUAUUUUAAUUUUUUUUUUGCCCUUAAUGUUUUGUCCAUGAUGAUUUAAAACACCAUUUAUGGAUUCUUCCCCGAGUCCUGGGCUUUAAUCAGGAGUUUUCCUGUGCACAAAAGUCGGUGGUAUUUGGCUUAACAACACUUGGGUAAAAGGUCUUCCAGAUGCCACUCUUUGUCCAUUGCAUUUAGUGUUGGACUGCCUUGAAC
Messenger RNA from Clupea harengus (Atlantic herring), 4257 nucleotides. RefSeq names its product MAPK interacting serine/threonine kinase 2b (gene mknk2b). Gene Ontology annotation, biological process: protein phosphorylation. Gene Ontology annotation, molecular function: ATP binding; protein kinase activity. NCBI's taxonomy places the organism in Eukaryota, Metazoa, Chordata, Actinopteri, Clupeiformes, Clupeidae. The record is from RefSeq and is a predicted model, not a curated record.